Molecule: messenger RNA, 1790 nt
Organism: Magnolia sinica
Lineage: Eukaryota; Viridiplantae; Streptophyta; Magnoliopsida; Magnoliales; Magnoliaceae
Product: probable purine permease 11
Exons: 2
Coding region: 5-1276 (423 amino acids)
Cellular component (GO): membrane
Molecular function (GO): purine nucleoside transmembrane transporter activity
Source: RefSeq, a predicted model, not a curated record
GUCCAUGAUUGAUUUCAGAGGCCGCUGCCUAUUUUUGAAAAGAUCCCACCUGCGUCUCCCACUCCUUCACUCAACUGCGGAAAGGCCUUCCUUCUUCCUCUCUUUCUCCCAUCUUCUGACCAUGGCCGAGCUUCAACAGCUGCAUCUCCGAAUCAAAGAAGUCCAAGAAAAAGAAUCCCCCAAACAUGCAACUGCCAUCACCAAACAACCCCACACAAGACUAAGACACUGGCAAUGGUGGCUCAUGGUAGCUCUCAACAUCACAUUCAUCCUCUCCGGCCAAACCGUCGGCACUCUCCUCGGAAGAUUCUACUACGACCAAGGCGGAAAUAGCAAAUGGAUGGCUACCCUCGUCCAAUCCGCAGGCUUCCCGAUACUCCUCAUCCCCCUCUUCUUCUAUCGCUUCCAUAAUUCUUAUUCCACAACAACAACGACCAUAGCUGCAGCGACAGCACCACCUUCCUUUUCUACCCUUGCAUUCAUCUAUGUUUCUCUCGGCCUACUAAUGGCAGGCGAUAAUGUAAUGUAUUCAUAUGGACUCUUUUAUCUCCCAGUCUCCACCUACUCACUCAUUUGCGCGACCCAGCUCGCUUUCAAUGCUGUCUUCUCUUACUUCUUCAAUUCACAGAAGUUCACUUCCCUCAUAUUCAACUCCAUAGUCAUCCUCACCUUCUCCGCCUCCCUCUUGGCGGUCCGCUCCGACUCGGAGGGUCCCAAUGGGAUGUCAGCCGCGAACCAUGCGAUUGGCUUCCUAUGCACCCUGGGUGCAUCUGCUGGCUUCGCACUCUGGCUAUCCCUCACCCAGCUUUCAUUCCAGAAGGUCCUCAAGAGGGAUACGUUUGAUGUGGUGCUUGAGAUGCAGUUCUACACGUCGGCGGUUGCUUCCUGUGCGUGUGUGGUGGGGCUCUUUGCGAGUGGGGAAUGGAGGCGGCUGGAGGGGGAGAUGGUUGGGUUUGAUAAGGGAAGGGUGGCUUAUUUGAUGGCCUUGGUUUGGACGGCUGUGGCUUGGCAGGUUUGCUCUGUGGGUUUGGUGGGCAUGGUCUUUGAAGUUUCCUCACUCUUUACAAAUGUGAUUGGGACCUUGGCAUUGCCGAUUGUACCAGUCCUUGCUGUGGUGUUCUUCCAUGACAAGAUGGAUGGGGUGAAGGUUAUAUCUUUGCUGAUGGCUGUUUGGGGAUUUCUAUCAUACAUCUAUCAGCAUUAUCUUGAUGAUUGCAAGUCUAAGAAGACUACAACAGCUGAUGUGAGUGGAGUUUCUGAUGGUGCUACUGCUUGAGAGAGAUUUGUAUUGAAAUGGUUGAUGAGAUCCAAGCCUUACAUCAGGUGGGUCUCUUUGUCAAGCUGCAUUAGACCCAAAUUUCAGGUGGAAGGUUGAUGUGAGAUCCAAGCCUUACAAGUUACAUCAGGUGGGUCUCUUCGUCUAGCUGCAUUAGACCCAAAUUUCAGGUGGACCCACUCUCUGGGUGGGCCACAAUGUUAGAAACAGUAGGACAACUUUGAAAAACUGGGAGCAUUUUUAUUUUUUAAAUUUCUAUAUCAGGUGUCCAUUUGUUUCGUAAACUGUGGCCGAUCAAAUGAGUUGACCAGGUUGAUUUUUUAAGAGGGCUGGGGAAUCUACAUGGUGGGUCACACCUGCUGAUGGGUGGCUUUGAUGUCACCCUCAUAUUUCGUGGUGGCACAUAAAAUGGUGAGUAGAUGAACUGCUUAGUACCCGUAUGUGUGCUUAACAAGUCUUGUUUAAUUAAACUUGUUUGAUGUUUUAUGUAUGAAAAUCUCAAAAUUAUUGUUUU